This is a messenger RNA of Cololabis saira (Pacific saury), 3355 nucleotides long. It is a transcript of the gene pptc7a, whose product is annotated as protein phosphatase targeting COQ7 a. Lineage: Eukaryota; Metazoa; Chordata; Actinopteri; Beloniformes; Belonidae. The record is from RefSeq and is a predicted model, not a curated record. The transcript has 6 exons. Bases 310 to 1203 code for a protein of 297 amino acids.
UGCAGGGUCCGACGCGUCCGCGGCCUCAGCUGCUCCACAUCGGCGUUAUUACGCACAGUCCUGCACCAUGACCGCCGGGAACCAGCACUUACGGGUCUCCUGGAGCCGGAUAGCUGUCUACUCUUCAUGAAACUGGCCCAACAUCGGAUUCACGGAGAGAAAAGUCCCCGAGGCGGUGGUGUUUGGUGAAGUCAGCUGUUCCCUCUCCCUGUCAACAGUGCGCGUCCUCCGGCGCUGAGCUGCCGGCUUGGCCGGCGCGUCUGCGGCUCUCGGAGCUCGGAGCUCGGAGCUGGUGGUGUGGUGUGGGGGAUGUUGUCCGUGCUGUCGUACGGGAGACUGGUGGCCAGAGCCGUCAUCGGCGGGCUCUCUCAGACGGACGGCCGCGACUACAGCCUGGUGACGGCGAGCUGCGGAUUCGGGAAGGAUUUCCGCAAAGGCAUCCUGAAGAAGGGCAUGUGUUACGGGGACGACGCGUGCUUCGUGGCCCGGCACAGAUCCGCGGACGUCCUGGGUGUAGCAGAUGGAGUAGGAGGAUGGAGGGACUAUGGCGUAGAUCCGUCGCAGUUUUCGAGUACAUUGAUGAAGACGUGUGAAAGGCUUGUGAAGGAAGGACGCUUUGUCCCCAGCAACCCUGUGGGAGUCCUGACGACGGGCUACUAUGAGCUACUGCAGAACAAAGUGCCACUAUUAGGGAGCAGCACAGCUUGCAUUGUGAUCUUGGACCGGCAGAGUCACCGGUUGCACACAGCCAACCUGGGAGACUCGGGUUUCCUGGUGGUUCGGGGUGGAGAGGUGGUCCACCGCUCAGAUGAGCAGCAGCACUACUUCAAUACCCCCUUCCAGCUGUCUAUCGCUCCCCCAGGGGCGGAGGGAGCAGUCCUCAGUGACAGCCCUGACGCCGCAGACAGUUCUUCCUUUGACGUACAGUUGGGUGACAUCAUCCUCACCGCCAGCGAUGGGCUGUUUGAUAACAUGCCUGACUAUAUGAUCCUGCAAGAGCUCAAGAAGCUCAAGACUGCAAACUACGAGAGCAUUCAGCAGACUGCUCGCAGCAUUGCAGAGCAAGCCCACGUACUGGCCUACGACCCCAACUACAUGUCACCUUUUGCACAGUUUGCCUGUGACAAUGGACUGAAUGUAAGAGGAGGAAAGCCAGACGAUAUUACAGUGCUGCUGUCCAUAGUGGCAGAAUACACAGACUAGACGAGAGCAUUGAUUGGGAAGCAUCUGCCCCUGGGAGCGAUGACCUGCUUUGAUUCCUGCUGGCCAGGAUGUAGGACUGACGCCUGAUGCUUCCUCCACACGCACAGGAUCUGCAGGAUCAUCCUCUUCCUCCGGCCAAAACGAAAAAUAUGAUAUGACCAAUUCCAUUUGGUCGUUAGUGAUCAAAUGAAGCAAACACGAGAGCCAAACACUGCCUUUUGGCCCCGUUGUACCGUUGGCAUCUUUGCGGUUUUCCACUGCUCAUUGGAUAAUCCCAUUGCCGAGGAUCAGCAGUUAUUGGGCUCGUCGGAGAUGAGCAUCCUGUCUGAGGAUAAGUCGUCUUCCUCUGGUGCGUGGCUCGGGCAGGGAGGAAGUGGAGGUUCAGAGAUGUAGCCAGACAGUAGGUGUUGGAGUGUUUAAAACCCCUGCAUGCUGGACUGCCAGAAGGGAAUAGGUGAAGUCUAGUGGUAAUGUUAAGAAGGGAACGUACAGGAAAUUGACAUCAAUUAGGACUGAAUUUUGAAAGCUGAUGUUAUUAAUGAGGCAGUUGUAGUUAGAGAACCUUAAUCAGAUUGACUGGAACCUUUUUGGGUGCAGUUAGCAUAUGUUCAUUAGGUUCAUAUGACCGGUGUGCUGUUCAGGGAAGUUUCGUUAAAUGAAGUUGGAGUUGUCUCUGUUUUCAACAAAAAAAAAUCAACAAAGUAUGUGGCAGACACCUGUAGUCCAUCUCCUAGGGCAGGUUGAUCCAUUAGGAUUUCAUAUUGAAGAGCGGCAGCUGCCUUUUUCAAAACAAUGCAAUGCAAGUGCUGCACAGAUUAUGUUACUUAAUGGGAGGACUAUUUAUAGUUCAAAAGCCUCUCUAGAGAUGUACCGUGUCAAACUGAUGCCCUCCCUUUAAUGUUCCAGCUACCAUUGCUGGCAAAGUCUUGAUUGUGUGUGUCUGUGUGAGUGCGCAUGUGUGUGUGGGUGAUGAAUGCAUUCUUGCUCAUCAUGUGUGUAAUUAAUGUCUCUUAAAUGGAUGUGAAGGCUCCAAACUUCUCCAUAUCCACUGGACUCAAAUUGGUGUAGCAGCCUUAAACGCACAAACAGCUCAAGAAGCAUAUCUGGAAAAAAAAAAGCUAAGAUGCAAUGGAAGUUGGUCAGGUGACCAAAUGUAUUUUUGUAACUUUGUUUCUGUGUUGUCAUUCGCUGCCUCAGAGCAGCUUAAACUGUGGUUCACAAUCAACUUUCUUUUUUUAGUUUUCCCUCCCCCUCCCGCUGGCUUCCAGUGGCACAGUUGUAUACAAGUCGGGCCGCCUCAGAUUUUUGUCUGAGCAGUGGCUGUUACGUUUCCCAUACACCACUAAACAUUUUGCACUUUGGCUUUUCUGCAGCUUUUACCUGCAGUUAGAUUUAUAAGCAGAGUACAUCUUUUGUGUAUUAGCAUUAUAAUGUGCCUUGUAUCAGGCACUGUUGAUACGGGCAAAACGUCCACAGUUUAACUCGUACCCGACUGUGUGCCAGGUAUUAAGCACCGAGCCUGAAACUGUAAAGUAGACAUUAAAGUUGAAACAGCAUUUCCCAUCAUGCCCUGCUGUCUAAACACAAGGGCCUUUCGCUUCCAGUAGGUUGAACCUUCUUGUUCUUGGAUUUUUCUUUUUUUUCCUGCACCUUCUCUUUGGCUUGUAGACGGUGAUAAAGCCAUUUUUGCGCUGAGAAAAUCCUCCCUGCUGAUCUUUUAGAUCACUGUUUACAAUCUGCACUAAUUUAACGCACAGUUUCCCUGCUUAAAUGAGUUAACGGUGAAAAACUGCAGCUUCAGCUGCCGUUUUGAGAUCACACCGACAGAGAUGCAUCAGAUUCAGGCGGACGGCAAGAGCAGAAAAUGUGAGUUGUGUUAUAGCACUGAGGGCAAUCUAAGCAGCCUUAACACAAUUACAAAGCCAAUACCCCAGUCUUUGGCUACAGACACUGUUAUCUUUGUGGUUCCUGCUUCGUGAUUCCCACCUGCCCUGAAACUCAGUUGGUCUUUCAUCUACAGACUUUGUAUGAACCACACGAUUGUAUAUAGUGUACAGUUCAAUGCAGCUCGAAACUCUGUGUAUGUGUGGUGUGUGUGUGUGGGUGGGGGGGGUGAGCUAUCUGUACAUUAUUUAAAUAAAGAUUAUGGUAU